GUUUCACCAAAUCCCAUUUAGAGUGCCGCUACUCCCAGGACCUGCCCUCUCGUUUGGUGGCCACUCGGCGACCCCCGUUCUAUGUUUAGCAGCGUUUCGAGAAGGGAAUGCGCCUGUUGGGACUGAAAUCUUCGAAAAUCAUUAACGACCUACGAAGUGCCUUAUCUGCCGCCCUUUCAUACAUUCCACAACACAAAGCGGCAGCAGCGGUUAGCCUUGUGCCUAACUCUCCGCACUGGACUUUGCUCGGUCGUCCGUCACGUCCCACAUCCCGCAUCCUCAUACAUCCCACGCCCCGCAAGCCCGAAAACCUGCAAACCUGCAGAGUAGUGAGUAGGGUCUCAGCUGGAACAUUUCGGAUCCCAGCCUCCAAACACUCGUGCCUAGAAAUACCGACUUGUCCUGCUGAUUCCAUCUCGUCUUUUUUUCUCGUCCCUAUUUUCACGACAGAACGAACCAACCUUGUCGGGACAGAAAUAAGCUGGCCAUGGCCGGUGAAGGGGACCACGAUGUACGACUAACGACGCUGACUCUGCCCCUGCGUUCAAAGCCAGUUGACGUGGACGGGAAUGAGGACGCAUUAACCCCCGUCAUUCAUACGGCAGUCCCCCCGAGUUUGGUCUCGCCGGGCAUCCAGGUCGAACUAUAUGGCGAUCCCGUUGAGAGACCGGGCCUCAUUCACCCUCGCUCGGCACCCCCGAACGUGCAGAGCUUCCCGAGCCCCAUGAGGCAUCACCGGAGGACGCCUUCGGCCCACCGUGAGAUCAAAGAAACUCUCAACGCACGAUCCGAGUACAAGGACGAGGACUCAGACGGCCGCUCUCACCACCAUCUCAAUCAGUACGUCAUCAAGGACGAGAUAGGCCGUGGGUCGUACGGCGCCGUCCACUUGGCUACUGACCAGUUUGGGAACGAAUAUGCAGUCAAGGCGUUCUCCAAGUCACGGCUCAGAAAACGCGCCCAGUCAAACAUCCUCCGCAACGGCCCACGACAGCUUGGCCGCUUCCAUCGGGCGGAAUUUGGCGCCCCCGAUGCCCCCAUUCUAGGCUUCAAGGCCCAACAGGCCAAGGAGGCUAAAGAUGCCCUCUUCCUGAUCCGCGAGGAGAUCGCCAUCAUGAAGAAGCUAAAUCACCCCAAUCUCGUCCAGCUGAUGGAGGUUUUGGACGAUUCCGAGGACGACAGCUUCUACAUGGUUAUGGAGAUGUGUAAAAAGGGGGUUGUCAUGAAAGUUGGCCUCGGCGAAGCUGCGACCCCCUAUGAGGAGGAACAGUGUCGCCACUGGUUUCGUGACCUGAUCCUCGGCAUCGAGUAUUUGCAUUCACAAGGAGUCGUCCACCGCGACAUCAAGCCCGAGAAUCUCCUACUCACCGAUGAUGAUGUCCUCAAGAUCGUCGACUUCGGCGUGUCUGAGAUGUUUGAGAAGUCCGAGAACAUGAGAACGGCCAAGUCUGCCGGUUCCCCCGCGUUCCUCCCUCCCGAGCUAUGCGUAGCGAGGCACGGUGACGUUUCCGGGAGAGCAGCCGACAUUUGGUCCAUGGGCGUGUCCUUAUACUGCCUCCGCUAUGGCAGGCUGCCCUUUGAACGGGAUGGCGUGUUGGAUAUAUACGAGGCCAUCAAAACGGAAACCGCCAAGUUGCCGCCUGAUGAGAAUCCGGAUUUUGUUGACCUGAUGGGAAGAGUAUUGGAGAAGGUUCCGGAGAAUAGGAUAACUAUGUCAGAACUGAGAGAACACCCGUGGGUGACAAGAGGGGCUACGGACCCCCUUCUCAGCGCCGAGGAGAACUGCUCCGAUCCCGUCGAUCCGCCCAACCCUCUCGAGCUAAACCACGCAUUCACCCGGCGAAUGAGCCAUCUGAUCUGCGUUAUGAAAGCAAUCCAGAAAUUCAAGAGCCUCCUUUCCCCCCGCCCUCCUACCCGUCACAAGGGUGCCCACGGCGAUCACGAAACCACCGUUACCCCGCCUUCCCCUUCACCGGUCAACGAGAAGCCCCCCGCCGAACUGCCCCCGACCACAGCGGAAUUCGCCGCCCGCGUCCUGCGCGAGCGCCAGGAAUUCCUCGCCAAGGGAGGCAAAGCCAGCUUCGACCUACCCCUCCACCCAACCCACCCCACCAACACCACCAACUCUUACACCACCACCACCGUCACAGAACCGACAGCCACCCAACCCAACGACGAUCACCACCAACCACAACAAGAAGAAGAAGGACUGCAGGAACAACCCCCGCUCCUCGGUAUCGGAACGGGCGGGAUCGACGCCUUCCCGCGCGCCGCCGACGACGACGACGACGAGCCCCCCCAGCCCGCCGACGUCGUCUCUGACUCGCCUACCGUCGUCGACUUCAACGUCUACGACCGCGCCUUCGAGGCCGAGAUCGAGCGGAUCAGGCGAUCCACUAGCCGCCGCGGUGUCGGUUCCGGUGCUGGUGCUGGUGCUGGCGCUGGGUUGGGUAUGGGAUCGGGCGUGAUUUAUCAGACGCGGUUUAGCGAGCAUGGGGGGGUGGGUGGCCACGAGGGGACACCGAGGAGCUUUGUUGGUGCGGCCGGGCGGGAGCAGCCGGGCGGUGGCGGCGCGCGGCUUGCCGAGCUGGUUGCCCAGGCUAUGGCCGCGGAGGAAGCGCGGGAUGGGGUGGAGGGGCAGUGGCAGUGAUGUUGUUGUUUCAGAGGGAGGGGGGGCCUAUUGCGUGGUUUCUUCAUGGGCUAUGUGUAGUGGCGCCGUUUUUGUUACCCAACGGUAUAUGCCAUGGUGGGAUUUGGAAAGGGAUGUGGUCUAGCGAAGAGUCAAACGCGGAGACGAUCUGUCUUCGAGGAUAUCCGCGCAGCUUUUUCUUCAAUAACAACUCUUGAGCGACAUAUUUCGGCCUUCCGGGGGAGGUCAAGGUUAAUGCUUCAAGGUGGCGUAAAUUCCCGCAGCCAUGGCGAGUCAAAAUAUUCUAGGAUCGGAGAUGGCUCCGAGUCGAUGGGCCGCCCGGCCCUUUUUGAAUCC
Molecule: messenger RNA, 2986 nt
Organism: Chaetomium fimeti
Lineage: Eukaryota; Fungi; Ascomycota; Sordariomycetes; Sordariales; Chaetomiaceae
Product: kinase-like domain-containing protein
Exons: 8
Coding region: 488-2650 (720 amino acids)
Biological process (GO): protein phosphorylation; intracellular signal transduction
Cellular component (GO): cytoplasm
Molecular function (GO): protein serine/threonine kinase activity; ATP binding
Source: RefSeq, a predicted model, not a curated record